Neocloeon triangulifer is the source of this 4493-nucleotide messenger RNA. RefSeq names its product AP-2 complex subunit alpha (gene AP-2alpha). Gene Ontology annotation, cellular component: membrane coat; AP-2 adaptor complex. Gene Ontology annotation, molecular function: clathrin-cargo adaptor activity. Gene Ontology annotation, biological process: clathrin-dependent endocytosis; intracellular protein transport. The coding region runs from base 188 to 3046 and encodes 952 amino acids. The transcript is spliced from 16 exons. The record is from RefSeq and is a predicted model, not a curated record. NCBI's taxonomy places the organism in Eukaryota, Metazoa, Arthropoda, Insecta, Ephemeroptera, Baetidae.
CGAAAUCUGAAAAAGUGGGUGGUGCUUUUUCGGCAAAUGGCGCACGUAAGCGCAUGAAACGCGAAGAAUCGCUUUGAAAACUGUCAGCUUUUUAGCAAAUUUACCGGAAAGUUUUGCAAGUCCGUCGGCGAUUCGAGAUUCCAGGAAGAAGAUUGACAGUGAGCUGGUGGAGUGAUAAGGCGGCAAGAUGCCGGCAGUGCGAGGCGAUGGCAUGCGAGGGCUGGCGGUCUUCAUCUCCGAUAUCAGAAAUUGCAAGAGCAAAGAGGCUGAAAUAAAGCGUAUUAACAAAGAGUUAGCCAACAUCCGAAGCAAGUUCAAAGGAGAUAAGACUCUCGACGGAUACCAAAAGAAGAAGUAUGUCUGCAAGCUCUUGUUUAUUUUCCUGCUCGGCCACGACAUCGACUUUGGCCACAUGGAAGCAGUCAAUCUGCUCUCCUCCAACAAAUAUUCUGAGAAGCAAAUCGGCUAUCUCUUCAUAUCUGUUCUGGUCAACACGAGGAGUGACCUGAUCAAUCUCAUCAACCAAAGCAUCAAAAACGAUCUGCAGUCUAGGAACCCUAUCCAUGUCAAUCUUGCACUCCAGUGCAUUGCUAACAUUGGCAGCAAAGAGAUGGCGGAGGUUUUUGGUCAUGAUAUUCCCAAACUCCUUGUGUCAGGAGAUACGAUGGACGUUGUGAAACAGUCGGCAGCUCUUUGCUUACUCAGGUUAUUCAGAACCUCUCCAGAAAUCAUUCCAGGGGGCGAGUGGACCUCUCGAAUCAUCCAUCUGCUGAACGAUCAGCACAUGGGUGUUGUCACUGCUGCAACCAGCUUCAUCGACGCUCUGGUCAAAAAGAACCCGGAUGAGUACAAAGGCUGCAUCAGCUUGGCUGUUUCAAGGCUCAGCAGGAUUGUCACUGCCAGCUACACAGAUCUUCAAGACUACACAUACUACUUUGUACCAGCGCCAUGGUUGUCUGUAAAAUUAUUGAGGCUUUUGCAGAAUUAUUCACCACCUGACGAUCCAGGUGUAAGGGGUAGGUUAAUUGAGUGCUUGGAGACCAUCCUCAACAAAGCCCAGGAACCUCCAAAGUCGAAAAAAGUGCAACACUCAAAUGCCAAAAAUGCCGUGCUUUUUGAAGCAAUAAGUCUCAUCAUUCACAUGGACAGUGAGCCAAACUUGCUAGUACGAGCUUGCAACCAGCUUGGCCAAUUCCUAUCAAAUCGUGAGACCAACUUGAGAUACUUGGCUCUGGAGUCAAUGUGCUUACUUGCGACAUCCGAGUUUUCUCAUGAUGCUGUAAAAAAACACCAAGAAGUCGUCAUAUUAUCCAUGAAGAUGGAGAAAGAUGUCUCUGUACGACAACAAGCUGUUGACUUGUUAUAUGCUAUGUGUGAUAAGACCAACGCUGAGGAAAUUGUGCAAGAAAUGUUGAACUACUUGGAAACUGCAGAUUACUCCAUCAGAGAGGAAAUGGUUUUGAAAGUGGCUAUUUUGGCUGAGAAAUAUGCAACUGAUUACACAUGGUAUGUGGACGUGAUCCUGAACCUGAUCCGCAUUGCUGGGGACUAUGUCUCGGAGGAAGUUUGGUACCGUGUCAUCCAAAUUGUCAUCAACCGAGAUGACGUUCAGGGUUAUGCAGCCAAAACUGUUUUUGAGGCUUUGCAAGCACCAGCCUGCCAUGAGAACAUGGUCAAAGUGGGCGGCUACAUCCUUGGCGAGUUUGGAAACUUGAUAGCUGGUGACCAGAGGUCUUCGCCGUCGGUUCAGUUUCAACUUCUGCACUCCAAGUACCAUUUGUGCUCGCCGAUGACCAGGGCCUUACUGCUCUCGACGUACAUAAAGUUUGUCAACCUCUUCCCAGAAAUUAAGGGUCAGAUCCAGGAGGUCUUUAAGCAGCAUAGCAAUCUCCGCAGCGCUGACGCCGAAUUGCAGCAGAGAGCAUCUGAAUACCUCCAGCUCAGCAUAAUUGCCUCCCAUGACAUGCUUGCUACGGUGCUGGAGGAGAUGCCUGUGUUCCCGGAGCGUGAAUCCUCAAUUUUGGCGGUGCUAAAGAAGAAGAAGCCUGGCCGCGUACCUGAGAACGAGAUUCGAGAACAUAAAAGUCCUGUUCCUGGCGCCACAGCCAACCAUUCGGAAGAAAGAUCUGCGGCUAAAACAGUUUCUGCCAACACUUCAGCAGACCUGUUGGGUCUGUCUACACCACCAGCAGCCCCUGCUGCUGGCAACACAGGUGUCCUGGUUGACAUGCUUGGAGAGCUUUAUAAUUCAGGGUCUCCCCAGCCACACUCCAACAAUGUUGCUGCACAAAACGCUUACAAUCCUGCCAAAUUUGUUUGUAAAAACAAUGGCGUACUCUUUGAGAACGAUCUGAUCCAAAUUGGAGUCAAGUCUGAGUUUAGACAAAAUCUCGGCCGCCUAACUCUCUUCUAUGGCAACAAAACGUCAGCCACUCUUCAAAACUUUGCUGCCGUCGUUUCCAAUCCACCAGAGUGUAUUGGAAAAUUAAACGUGCAGAGCAAAAAGGUUGACCCAGCAAUUGAAGCAGGCGCUCAAGUGCAACAAAUGGUCAAUGCUGAGUGUGCAGAAGAUUAUCCAGACGCACCGGGCUUGGCCAUAACUUUCAUGUGUAAUGGAACACCACAAAAAUUAAGUCUGAGGCUUCCACUCACUGUCAACAAGUUCUUCGAGCCUACCGAAAUGACGGGCGAAGUGUUCUUUGCCAGGUGGAAAAACCUUGGCGGAAAUCAGCAACGCUCGCAAAAAAUCUUCAAAGCCUCACAGCCGAUGGACAUAACUGCCAUUCGCACGAAGUUGAUCGGUUUUGGAAUGCAGCUGCUUGAUGGCAUCGACCCCAAUCCUGAGAACUUUGUCUGUGCAGGCAUCAUCCACACAAGCAUGCAGCAGAUUGGAUGCCUCCUGAGAUUAGAGCCCAACAAGCAAGCACAGGCGUCUAACGGAUUUUAUGAUUCGCCAACCAACAUUGAUAUGUUCAGGCUGACGGUGCGUUCCAGUAAAGAAUCCGUAGCAAUUGCCGUGUGCGACCUUCUGGUGGAUCAGUUCUAGAAAGUAAGCCAAUGAGUAACAAACUAUACGAGAGUUGUUUCUGUCUAAAAUAUUCUCUUAUCAAACUGCGUAAGGUGUUAUAAAAAAUUGAUUGUUUGUCAACACUUCAACUAUUCGAUCCCCUACGUAAGCCAUGAAUGUACACACUCUGUAUAUGCGAAAACUGAGAGAGAGAGGAAACCCCCCAAAUGCUGGUGGAGCGUCAUAAUUUUUUGAGCACAAACGUGAUUUUGUUAGUAUCUAAUCCAAAUCAAUAGAAAAAAAUCUGCAGGAAAGGGAACAAGAAUGGUGUAUACAAUUUUUCCUCCUAGCCUUUUAUCCUUAGUGCUCAAUACCCAUGGCAAAAUAGCAGAACAAUAAUUUUUGUGGCGUGUUUGAAGGUAUAAAAAUUUGAAAAAUAUUUGCAAGUGCAAUGCCCGUGCAUACUGUAUUUAUUGUCUGCACCAAAAAUGAAGAAAAGACACAAUGGUGGUGAAUGGUCUAGUAAUGAUCGAUACUUUUACUAUUUGCUUUCAGUGAUAUUUGUUAUUGUGUGGUUGAAUCCUUUUCCUGAAUGGCUGGCUAAAGAAAAUUUACACAUUUGUGGCUGUGUAAAACAAGCUCGCGUGAGUGUCGGGUGUAGAGGACGCAUGCAUUUUAUUGAGUAAAUCGCCAAAAAUAACGUCUGGAAUCGAAGCAAGCCAUGAAAGAGUUGAUCACAGGAUAAUUAAAAAUAUUUGUCAAACGGAUGAAAAGUCUGUAGAAUGGGAAGAGUGCGUUGUUUUCGCUUCCUCUUUUUACUUUUUAUUGUUAAAUGUUAUCGGAUGAUUGAAUAUAUGAAACUGAUAUUCUGUAACGCUAAUUGCGAGUAAGCAAGGACAUGAAUUUACCUAUUAUGCAUGUAGCGAAGUAUUUAGUUUUUGAUUUGCAUCGGAGUAAAUAUUGCGAGUUUUUUUAAUUCAUUUGCUCAACUCAAAAGUUUGAACUUGUAUAUGCAAAUAGGCAAAAUCAUCAUUGUACAUUAAGAUCGAAAGUCUUAUUAAAUUUAAUUCCUUUAUACAUAACUCUUCAAGGACAGCUAUGAAGACGAUGCUUUUCUAAAGAAUUGGUUAUUGUUAUAAAAGAUAAACUUAUCAUGUUACUGAUGCAGGUUUUUCGCUCAUAUUGAUUUUUCUAUUUUUGAUCAUUCAACAUUCCAUUAAAUGCAAACAGAACUUAUUCAGUGACUUAAAGAUGUUCUGCAAAAGAUGAAGGAUUUUGGUUUUGAACUGAGAACGAGUGUCUCGCUCGAUCGUCACGAAAAACUAUAUCAAUAUUGUGUAAUUGGCUAUAACCAAAAAGUAAAAAAAAAAGAAAACUGAGAACCUAGUUUAAAAUAGGUACAUGAGUUGUUAGAUUCAAAGUUGUAGUGGAAAAACUAUAUGCAAAAAUGUAAUGAUAUGAAAUAAAAUAUAUUGUAAAGUUAGAA